Trichomycterus rosablanca is the source of this 569-nucleotide messenger RNA. Its product is annotated as cytochrome c oxidase subunit 6A, mitochondrial. The record is from RefSeq and is a predicted model, not a curated record. Lineage: Eukaryota; Metazoa; Chordata; Actinopteri; Siluriformes; Trichomycteridae. Gene Ontology annotation, cellular component: mitochondrial inner membrane. Bases 128 to 436 code for a protein of 102 amino acids. Gene Ontology annotation, molecular function: enzyme regulator activity. The transcript is spliced from 4 exons. Gene Ontology annotation, biological process: mitochondrial electron transport, cytochrome c to oxygen.
AGUCUGUUAUUCCAGAACAGACUGAAGGACAAACAGACAGGCAGGAAAGAAACCAGCGCUGGUGGUAAUCGAUCAGUGAACAGAAGACGCCGUAAACAUCUGAUCUGCUCUCAGCACCGACCUUGCGAUGGCUGCGUCUGCCUCGUCUGUGGUGGCACGACGGGUUCUCUCUGCUGCGUCGCAUGGCAGCCACGAGGGAGGAGCUAAGACCUGGAAGGUCCUGUCGUUCGUCCUGGCACUGCCCGGCGUGGCCGUGUGUAUGGUGAACGCUUACAUGAAGAUGCAGGCCCACUCCCACGACCCGCCCGAGUUCGUUCCAUAUCCACACCUGUGCAUUCGCACCAAGCCAUGGCCGUGGGGUGACGGAAAUCACUCUCUCUUCCACAAUUCCCACACCAACGCUCUGCCCACCGGCUACGAGGGCUCCCACCACUGAGCGCCGCCGUCGUCUCCUGGUGUCAGAGCCUACCCGGGGACCCUAAACCUUCUGCCUUCAGAAUAAACUUGUUUUUCCUAAACCUGAACAGAAAACAUGUAAUAAAAUGAAUAAAAUAAUAUAUUCACACCAA